Molecule: messenger RNA, 3831 nt
Organism: Dictyostelium purpureum
Lineage: Eukaryota; Evosea; Eumycetozoa; Dictyosteliales; Dictyosteliaceae
Product: myosin IB
Exons: 4
Coding region: 315-3695 (1126 amino acids)
Biological process (GO): endocytosis; actin filament organization; vesicle transport along actin filament
Cellular component (GO): cytoplasm; vesicle; microvillus
Molecular function (GO): actin filament binding; microfilament motor activity; ATP binding
Source: RefSeq, a predicted model, not a curated record
AUUUAUUUAUUUUUUCAUAUUACAUUUUUUAUUUAGCUAUAAAAAUAAAUAAAAAAUAUAUAUAGUUUUUUUUUUUUUUUUAAUAAAACGCACCAAAAAAAAAUAAAAAAAACAAAAAAUAAAAAAUAUUCAUCAAAAAAAAAUUAUUAAAAAUUAAAUACCAACAUCACAAUUGUAUAUUAUUUUUUAAAAUUAUAAUUUAGAAAUAUAUAGUUUUUAAAUUAUUGUACUUUUUAUAUAUUCCUUUCAAAAAACUUAUUUAUAUAUUACACUAAAUAUUAUUUAAAUAAUUUUUAGAAAAAAAACAUUACAAAAUGUCAAAAAAAGUUCAAGCAAAACAAGGUACAGAUGAUCUUGUUAUGCUUCCAAAGAUCUCUGAAGAAGAAAUUUGUGAAAAUUUAAAAAAAAGAUAUAUGAAUGAUUUUAUUUAUACAAAUAUUGGUCCAGUAUUAAUUUCAGUAAAUCCAUUUAGAAAUUUAGGUAAUUCAGGUCCAGAUUAUGUAGAAGCAUAUAGAGGUAAACAUGCACAAGAAGUACCACCACAUGUAUAUCAAUUAGCAGAAUCAGCAUACAGAGCAAUGAAAAAUGAUCAAGAGAAUCAAUGUGUUAUUAUUUCAGGUGAAUCUGGUGCAGGUAAAACUGAAGCAGCAAAACUUAUUAUGGGUUAUGUUAGUGCAGUUAGUGGUAGCACAGAAAAAGUCGAAUAUGUAAAACACGUUAUUUUAGAAUCUAAUCCACUUUUAGAAGCAUUUGGUAAUGCAAAGACCCUUCGUAAUAACAAUAGUUCACGUUUCGGCAAAUACUUUGAAAUUCAAUUCGAUAAGGCUGGUGAUCCAGUUGGUGGUAAAAUUUACAACUAUCUUUUAGAAAAGAGUCGUGUUGUCUAUCAAAACAAUGGUGAACGUAAUUUCCAUAUUUUCUAUCAAUUAUUAGCUGGUGCAUCUGCUCAAGAAAAAAGAGAUUAUGUAUUAAGUGGUCCAGAAAACUUUUACUAUCUUAACCAAUCAGAAUGUUAUUCAGUCGAUGGUGUCAAUGAUGCAGCUGAUUAUGCUGAAGUUCGUAGUGCUAUGGAUACCAUUGGUCUCACCAAAGAAGAACAAGAUAGUGUCAUUAGAAUUGUUGCAUGUGUUUUACACAUUGGUAAUAUUUAUUUCAUUGAAGAUGACAAGGGUAAUGCUCAAGUUUAUGACCCAAACGCUCUCGAAUUAGCUGCUUCUAUGUUAUGUAUUGAUUCUGCCACACUUCAAAAUGCUAUUUUAUUCCGUGUUAUUAAUACUGGUGGUGCCGGUGGUACAUCAAAUCGUCGUUCAACUUAUAAUGUCCCACAAAAUGUAGAACAAGCCAAUGGUACCAGAGAUGCUCUUGCUAGAACCAUUUACGAUCGUUUAUUCACUUGGUUGGUAGAAAGAGUAAAUCAAUCACUCAGCUACUACAAAUCACCAUUCCAAAAUGUAAUUGGUAUUUUAGAUAUUUUCGGUUUUGAAAUUUUCGAAAAGAACGGUUUCGAACAAUUCUGUAUCAAUUUUGUCAAUGAAAAACUUCAACAAUUCUUUAUCGAACUUACCUUAAAGGCUGAACAAGAAGAAUACGUUCGUGAAGGUAUCAAAUGGGAACCAAUUAAAUAUUUCAACAAUCAAAUUGUAUGCGAUCUCAUUGAAGGUAAAUCACCACCAGGUAUUUUCAGUAUUUUAGAUGAUAUUUGUAGUACUCUCCAUGCACAAUCGACCGGUACUGAUCAAAAGUUCUUAGAGAAAAUGGCUGGUUUCUUUGAUGGUCAUCUCCAUUGGAGAGGUAUGACUGGUGCUUUUGCUAUUAAACAUUAUGCUGGUGAAGUAACUUAUGAAGCUGAAGGUUUCAGUGAUAAGAAUAAAGAUACUCUCUUCUCUGAUCUUAUUGAAGCCGUCCAAUGCAGUAAAAUGCCUUUCUUAGUUUCAUUAUUUAGCGAAGAUACUUCUGGUCUUCAAAAGAAAAGACCAACUACUGCUGGUUUCAAAAUUAAAAACAGUGCAGCUGAAUUAAUGAAAGCUCUUGCUCAAUGUACACCACAUUAUAUUAGAUGUAUUAAACCAAAUGAAACUAAAAAAGCUAAAGAUUGGGAAGGUAGUAGAGUUAAACAUCAAGUUCAAUAUUUAGGUCUUUUAGAAAAUGUUAGAGUUCGUAGAGCUGGUUUUGCAUAUCGUGCUCCAUUCGAACGUUUCCUUAGACGUUAUAAAAAAUUAUCAUCAAAAACAUGGGGUCUUUGGGGUGAAUGGAAAGGUGAUGCUUUAGAGGGUGCCAAAACUAUUCUUCAAGAUUUAAAUUUAGAACAAGGACAAUGGCAAAUGGGUAAAACUAAAGUUUUCAUUCGUCAUCCAGAAACUGUUUUCCACUUAGAAGAAAUGUUAGACAAAAAAGAUUUCGAUUGUACUGCUCGUAUUCAAAAAGCUUUCCGUAAUUGGAAAGCCAAGAAACACUCAUUAGAACAAAGAGCUCAAAUCGCUCAUAUGUUUAAAGAUAAAAAAGAAAGACAAAGAAAUUCAAUUGAUAGAAAAUUCACAUCAGAUUAUAUGGACUUUGAUAAUCAAUUUGGUAUUCAUGAAGCCAUGAUGAAUGCUCAAAAGAAAGAAAGAAUAGUUUUCGCUGACACUGUUACUAAAAUCGAUCGUCGUGGUAAAACUAAACCUUAUGAAAUGGUUGUUACCGAUCAAUCUAUCUAUUUUAUCGAAAAAUCAAUUAAAAAGAAGGUUUUGGUUCAUACUUUAAUCCGUCAAGUUUCAGUACGUGAUAUUAGAGGUGUCUCAAUUUCAACUCUUUCAGAUAAUAUUGUAGUAUUCCAUUUCCCAGAGUAUGACCAAGUCGUCGAAAAUGAUAAAAAGACUGAACUCAUUAUCGUUCUUGUAGAAUAUUAUAAAGCUCUUACAGGUAGUCAAUUAAAUGUUACUUUUUCAGAUAGAAUUAAUUAUACUUUGAAGAAAGGUGAACAAAAAGAAAUUAGUUUCCAAAAGAAUGAACAAUGCCCAACUGCAGUCACCAAGAAAGGUGGUAAAGGUUUGGUUUGCACCAUCGCUACUGGUUUACCAAGUUCAACUGAUUCAACUCCAAAGAAUUAUAAUCCAAAUUCUAUGACCUCUGCUGCUCGUCCACCAGCUAAUGCUGGUAGAGGUCGUGGUGCUAUGCCAUCAGGUGCAGGUGCAUCAAGAUCAUUACCAUCACAACCACAACAACCACAACAACCACAACAACCACAACGUCAAAUGCCACAACCAGGAGGUAUGCCACAACCAGGAGGUGUUCCAGGUGGAAGAGGUGCUCCAAUGGGUGGUCAAGCCCCACGUCAAAUGCCAGUUCCACAACAACAACAAGCUCCACGUCAAAUGCCAGUUCCACAACAACAACCACAACAACAACAAGCUCCACGUCAAUUACCACAACCAGGCGGAAUGCCACAACCAGGUGGUAGAGGUGCUCCAAUGGGUGCUGGUAGAGGUGCUCCAGCCGGUGCUGGUGCAAGACCAUUACCAACUGCAAAACCAGCUGCUCCAGCAAGACCACAAUUAAAAGCCCUUUAUGAUUAUGAUGCUACAUCUGGUGAUGAAUUAUCAUUUAAAGAAGGUGAUAUAUUAUUUGUAGUUCAAAAAGAUCAAGGUGGUUGGAGUGAAUGUGAAUUAAGAGGUCGUAAAGGGUGGUGUCCUACCAGUUAUACUGCACCAAUGUAAGAGUGUAAAAAAAAAAAAGUAUAAAAUAAUAGGUAGUUUUUAAAAAAUAAUAAAAUAAUUAUUUAUAUAAAUAAUAACAAAAAAAAAAUAAUAAAAUAAAAUGUAAAAAUAAAUUAAAUUUCUAAAUUAAACAUCU